UAAAGUGCCUAUUAUUUCCAUGCACAAUAUUUUUUUAUGAUCUGAAUCAAACCACACUGCGGAUACCUGAUCUAUUUUGUUCAUACAAAAGAAAUUUUGUAGCUUCGCCUGCCUGGUUAAUCAUGCCAAACGAUAAAAAGGAAGGAGGAAGGAGUAGCAGUGACAGAGAUGAAGGUCCUGUUGAUCGUAACAAACCUCCGGAAAAAAAGGCUAAAAUGAAAUCAAAAACCAAUCGUAAAGAACCCACAUGGGUUCUACAAGGGAAGAAGUUAGUCAAGAUCCAAGAAUUUAAGAAAAAAGUAUAUAUAGACAUAAGAGAGUUCUAUGAAAAAAAUGGUGAAAUGUUUCCGAGCAACAAAGGAAUCAGUCUGACACCAGACGUAUGGACAAAGCUAUUAUCAUUAAGGGAUGAGAUAAAUGAAGCUGUUAGAUCACUCUGUUAAAUUUCCCUGUUUAAUUUAUAUUCGAUAUUAAGUAACUAAUUCAUUAUUUGAAAUGGUGAAUUAAACAAAACAUUUUGUUA
Molecule: messenger RNA, 523 nt
Organism: Maniola jurtina (meadow brown)
Lineage: Eukaryota; Metazoa; Arthropoda; Insecta; Lepidoptera; Nymphalidae
Product: RNA polymerase II transcriptional coactivator-like
Exons: 2
Coding region: 123-443 (106 amino acids)
Biological process (GO): positive regulation of transcription initiation by RNA polymerase II
Cellular component (GO): nucleus; transcription regulator complex
Molecular function (GO): DNA binding; transcription coactivator activity
Source: RefSeq, a predicted model, not a curated record